AUAGUACAAUCAAUAGUUCAAUAGGAUAAAAUUGCAGUUUAAAAACUUAUAUUCUUUUGAACAAUAAAACUCAGAAUGAGAAUUUUAUUGAUCCUAAUUGGGACCUUCGUGGUAGCCAAUGCUUUGUCAACCAAAGAACAAUGGGAGAGCUUUAAGCGUAUCCAUAAUAAAUCAUAUGCUCAUAUUCUAGAAGAAAACUAUCGCUUGUCAGUGUUUCAGUCGAAUCUAAAGAAAAUCGAAGAACAUAAUUCCAGAUACACGAAGGGUGAAGUUUCGUAUUACAUGGGUGUAACCAAAUUUGCAGAUUUAACAGCUGAUGAAUUUAUGGCUAUGCUUAAUAAACAAAUAAGCUCAAAGCCAAAUAACCACGGUAUACCUGCACAACUUUCUGAUGAUCCAAUACCUGAUUCCGUAGAUUGGAGAGGAUCGGGUGCAGUUUUGGAAGUAAAAAACCAAGGCGUUUUGUGGAUCUUGUUGGACAUUUAGUGUUACUGGAGCAUUAGAAGCACUUAAUUUCUUAGCAAAUAACGUAACACUUCCUUUAAGUGAACAGGAACUUAUAGACUGCUCGACACUAUACGGUAACGCUGGUUGUAAAGGAGGAAAUAUGCAACAUGCUUUUAAGUAUGUUAAAGCUAAAGGUAUAUCAAGUGAAACGGCAUAUCCGUACGUAGGAGAAGAUGCGCCUUGUACUCGAAAUGCGAGUAAUACUGUUUUUAAAAUAAAGGGUUUCCAAACUGUUCCAAAUGAUGAUGAAUCAUUGAAACGUGCUAUUGCGACAGUUGGUCCUAUAUCCAUUGGAAUGCAAGCUACAGCAAAUCUUCAACAUUAUAAGGGAGGAAUACUGAGCGAUUCUAGUUGUGUUAACUACGUGGGAACCAUAAAUCAUGGGGUUCUAGCAGUUGGUUAUGGAACAGAAAAUGACAAAGAUUUUUGGAUUGUUAAAAAUUCCUGGGGACUUUCUUGGGGUGAAGAUGGUUACUUUAGAAUUCAAAGAAACACAUGUUGCAUCACCUGCGAUUCAAAUUUUCCAACAAUUUAAUCAGCAUAGAUCAAUCAUUGUAUAUCUUAAAAGUUGUCUAAAAUAAAAACUUUAAAAAAUUGUUAUUACAUAAUAUCAUUAUUAUAU
Messenger RNA from Diabrotica balteata, 1129 nucleotides. The record is from the annotation of a GenBank genome assembly. Lineage: Eukaryota; Metazoa; Arthropoda; Insecta; Coleoptera; Chrysomelidae.